AUGGGAAAAAAGCACACUUUCAGUUAUUCUCGAAAUCGGAAGCGGUUAGGCAAAAAACAAAAGGCAAAAUUAAAAAUCAAAAACCCAGUCAUUAAUUCAGCUUGGAAGUAUGGAUUAUCUGUUAAAUCAAAUUUUAACCGUUUGGGUUUAGCUUACGAUGCAAAUGAAGCACUUGGAAAUAAUUGUGAUCAGGUUAUAACAAAUGGAGAGUAUGAUGAUAAUGAUGCAGUCACAAAAAAUAUGCCAAGACAGAAAAAGACUAAUGUCGUAAAAGUUUUAGAAGAGUUAGCCAAACAUAAAAAGCAAAAACCUGUGUUUGUUUCCGAAGAUGACCAGUUGUUUUGCAUAUACAACUUAGAGAUGUAUCCUGAGGAUGAUUUCGAAUCUAUGAGUAGAGAUCCGAAGAAUGUUUAUCAGUUGACAUCCAGACAAAUCGAACGACUAAUCAACAAAUUUAAACAAACCAAUGGCUUUCAAAAGUAUCUCAAAGAUAAGCAGUCAGGAGAGCUUGCCAUCGAUGAGUUGCUUAAUGAAGAACUGAUGUAA
Schistosoma margrebowiei is the source of this 546-nucleotide messenger RNA. Lineage: Eukaryota; Metazoa; Platyhelminthes; Trematoda; Strigeidida; Schistosomatidae. The record is from the annotation of a GenBank genome assembly.